AUGCAGGCAGAUGAAUGCAUACUGUUCUUUGCCAUUCUGGCCCCUCCUACAUUCUCCCCUGCAUCUGCAAGCCAACCGCCUGAGCCCGCCAUACACCUUAUCAAGAUGAGCAAUCUGUCACCCAUGCCACUGACCGAUCAGAUAGCAGGAGUCUUGGAGCUCAUGUUCCGCCGAAAGCUCCAUCUGGCCACUCAUGCAGCCCAUUCUGCGCCAUCUAUAGAAGUGCCUCCAUCCAUGCCAUCCGCCCUCCUAUUGGAGUGCAAUGGCAUUGCAGAUGCUCUUGUGAAGGCCAUCCGUAAUCCUGUAAGGCUGCAGUGGGACAUUAAUAGAUAUUGCGACAGCCUUUCGAUUCAGCCCACGGGGCAGAAUGAAGUCCUCGAGGCAGAACUGGAACGGAAGUGGCCUCCUCCAUUUGGUGAGAGCGAAAUACACAUAGACCAGCCCGCCACCCUCGUGGACAUGCACGGACGCAUCUUGGCUUGGAUACUUCCAAAAGUGUUGAUACCAGACCGCCAGACGAAGAUGCUCCAAGCGACCAGGGCCCUACACCCAGCAAUAGCAGCCAGUAAGCCUUCCAGCACCACCGCCAGUUGGCGACACAACCCGUUGUACUUCUUGCCUCCUGAGGAGUGUGUCCAAUUCCCAGCGGGCUCCUUGUGUCUCUUGCCAGGUUGGUUCCAACAAGUAAGAGAGCAUAUGGAGUCUGGGAGGCUGGAGACCUCCACCAGCCUGAAGCUUGAGGGCGGAAGAAGUUGGCUGCGUGAUAUUCAUGACUCCUCCGCAUUGCUGGGCACCAUCCUGGCCGUCGUUCACCCAACACUAUAUGCCGCAGGACGCCAGUGCUUGGGUUUGAUCCAGCAAGACCCAGAAUUGUGA
Messenger RNA from Sparassis crispa, 876 nucleotides. RefSeq lists its product as hypothetical. The record is from RefSeq and is a predicted model, not a curated record. NCBI's taxonomy places the organism in Eukaryota, Fungi, Basidiomycota, Agaricomycetes, Polyporales, Sparassidaceae. The transcript is spliced from 5 exons. The coding region runs from base 1 to 876 and encodes 291 amino acids.